AUUGAUUAAAAUUUGCUGUAGUAGUCGGCGUACGCCAUUUUGACUUAAGUGAAAAAUAUUAAAGAAAGUUGCAAAAUAAUCUAAAUCUGUGAUCAUCCGUCCUUAUUUAAUAUAAUACGGAUUAAUUUCCUCUUAUUUACCUUAUACCCAUUUGGACGGACCAAGACAUAAGGUUCGUUCGCUGGGUCCUGCAGAUCUAAAUGGUUGCGUGCAGACAGCAUGUCUACUUUGCCAGGCCUGGCCUCCAAAGGGGAGAAAGGAAAAUCGAAGUUUCAGUCGUUGGAUAUCAAUCAUUUAUAUAAAGUUUAUACAGGAGAAUCUUUAGAAACACAGCAACAAAAAAAUACAAUCCCUCGUAAACAUGGCAUGCAAAGUUUGGGUAAAGUUCCCACAGCUCGUAGACCUCCAGCAAACCUUCCUUCCAUAAAAUCAGAACAUACCGGUAGUGACGCAGCCGUUUCUCUAGUACCUUCGGGUGGAGUAGGAUGGGGAAAACAGGACCAAAAUUCUCCCUCGACGAACGUUCCAUCAGUUCCAACUGCAACUGUGACAACUUCACCUCCCCUCGUGCAACAAAAUGCACCACCUGUAAACGCAUUACCAGUAACAAACUCAGUUCCCUCUUCAAACAAGACGCACAUCACCCCUUCUGCAACACCUGUCACAUCCGACAAAUCAUGGAGUUCAGUUAUGAGCGGCGCCGACCUUCUACAACCACCACCCUAUCAGAGCCCACAGUUUCAGCACGAAUUCCCCAGCCUGUCCGCUGGCGAUGGCGCCCUUCCACGUACUGGCGUCGACACACAGUAUGGCCCGGGCCCAAGCCUGCGGCCGCAAACGGAAGGUUCCUGGAUACAGGGUGGUUCGCGACCAGGCAUCGAACCUCCACCAAGAAGCAACUCGGCACCGCUCGGUCCCCCACCACAGCUUUCGGUCCCGGUCGGCCAGAACCAACCUCCACAGCAGCCGUUACCUCCACAAUUUCGGGGACUCAUUCCUCCUUUUAUGUUCAGAGGUAAUAACUUCCCAGCAAAUGGACAUGGUGGUUCAAAUUUUUCAAAUGCCCCUGGAACGGCGGCAAGCAAUGGUCGUAAUCGUAUGACAGACAAUCGUGGAGCAGCACGCACAAACGAAGGUGACGAAGUCUGUCAUAGACCAAUUAUAAAAGAAGAAGAUUUAAAUAGAAUGGAUGACAUGAUACGAGAUGUGGGUUGGGCAUCCCACGAUGAUAUUGAUUAUAAUCAAACAUUAGCAUUUAGCGAUGACGAACAAGACACGGACAAAAUUCACAAACAGCCUACACACAAAGAACAUGAUAAGACUGAAAGCAGUGUUCAAGAACCAAAUGUGAAGAAUUGGAGUGCGCCGAAAAACCAACCAGCGACCAGCGCUCCACCGCAACAACAACAAAAUCGUAAUCGCUCCAGUGAGGAAGAAGAGGUGUGGGUCCAACGCCGGCGGCAACAAUCUGAAGAAGUGGCCAUAGUCAUUGAACGUGCAAAGCAAAGAAAAGAAGAAGAAGAAAAACGAUUCUUGGAAAUAAAGCAAGCGGCCGCUAAAAAACUACAGCAACUAGACGAAAAAAGCAAAAAUAAGCAUGAUAAAGAAGUUGACGAUACACAGGGCACAAUUAGUCCGUCGGUUGUACCUCCACAGCCCAUUAACCCAGUGCCUAUUCCUGUCCCGGACUGGGAGAAAGAAAAGGAACAACCCCGUACCCCCGUCGAAAAUAAUAAACAAUUUCGCGAAAAUACAGAAUUUCGUAAACUCACCCAAAUUGAGGGCCGUAACUUUGUCAGAAAGGAAACGCGCAGCAGUGAUCCCCGAGAUGCUCCGAGCUUCUCGAAGCAAUUUCAAUCGAAUUUACCUCCGAGAUUCCAAAGGCAACAACAGAUGAGAAAUAACGUCAGUCCGAGUCCUCAGCCGGUUCAGUCCGCUUUUAUGGACCAGUACGAAAUGCCGUGGCAAAAUCAAUUUAAUAAACCGCGUAAAUCGAGAGAGGACGACGAUAAGGAGGAGGAUGAUCGUCGAGACACACGGAAGAUGUCGAACGAGGAUAGUUAUCGUUUUCGUUCCUUUAACGACGCCUCCCACAAAAUUGACGAGGAGCGUGAAUUUGACUACAGGAAAGAAGUUCCGAAACAAGAUGAUCACAGCAUUAGUCGACAAAGUAGCGAGGACAAUCGAUUUGAGAGACCCCAGCGGCCGGAUAGUAGAGAUUCGCGGGCCUCCAGAGAAUCGCGACAUUCUCGUGAAUCCGAACCGCGCGAUUUUCACGGUUCUUGGGCGGAUACCCCUUUCGAACCGGUGUUCGAUGACAGACGUAAGGAACAAUUCCGGGAUGAUCGCCGUGCGGUUCCCGGACCGAUAACCAAGGAAAGAAUCGAGGCGGCGGAAGAUUUAAAACCCGAAAAGAAAAAUUUGACACAGUUAAAAAGAGGCUACGCGCAACAAGAGAAACGGAUUGUGGAAUGCAAGAAAGAGAAAGUUAUUGAGAAGGAUGACGAUUGGGAGGAGGUCAAGGUUAAUGAAUCUGCUAAAAAAGGCGAAAGUGUUGUAAAUAGUGUUUGGGCCGAACCCACUCCUAACUCCUCCGAAGUUCUGAAGGAGAUUGCUGAUGAAAAAUCGGAAGUAAAGAAAGAAGAAGAGAAUGUUGAAGAUUUGACUCAGAAAAUGGAUAAUGAAAAGGAUGACAAGAGAAACGUCAAUCCUAAUCAACGCCGUGGAGACUUACGACAUCAUCAACCGUGGGCCAGUAGCAGUUGUGUUUAUCACAGAAGCACUUGGUCGAAGAAAAGCGAUUCGCGUAGGGGGUCCCGAAAUGGAGCACCCAAACGCAUUCCCUCUAAUAAACCUGGUGGUGAAUGGCACGGAACCGAUUCGGAUGUAUCUGUGGAAGACGUAUCAGUUUCGACAGAGAGCGGGAAGGAUGAUCGUUCUCGAUCGUCAUUCAAAAAAGGCGAUAAAGAGGAGAAGAAUAAGGAAAUGAAGCAAGAGAAAGUAUUAAAUUCAGAUCGCAAAUACGACUUUAAUCGGCGUGACAAUUAUGUCCCUCGUGGAGAACCGUCGAAGCAUGGUCGUGGUGGGGGCAAUUUUCGCAGUCGUGGCGGGUUAGGUAAACGAAUCGAUGGGUAUGGCCCACCUCCCUCUAAAAGCCCAUUCAGUCAAGUAGAUGAUAAGGAAAAGAAGAUAAAUAAUGAAGAUGGUGCUAUUAGUAACACCAGUUCAGACGAAAAGACCAAGCAGAAUCGCUCUCAAUCUCCAAUGGGCACUGUCCCAUUCAAAGAUAAGAAGCUCGACGAUAUGAAAUCCAAAUCUACAAAGAAACCCAAAAGUGACGACAAUUCUAAUGAUAACUGUGAUACCUCUGAUAAUUCGGAAGAUGGUCAAAAAUCUAGAAAAUUCGGUGUCAAAUCGGCACCACCGAUGCGGUCAUCUGCCGCGAAUCUAAAUCGUCGCACCAAUCACGCACCCAGAUUUGCAAACGACAAACGUCCAACUUACAAUACAAGUAGACAAAACAUAAGUGGACCGCCCAAGUACGGCGUGAAGAAGGAAAAAGACGAGAAGUCCGAAUCUGUCAAGACCGAAGCGAUUGAAGAUGAUUGCCCCGACGAGGACGGUCCUAUGAUCUCCGAUUCUGACGGUUUUCAAGAGGUGAAAAAUAAGAAAACCGUCCAGCGGCAGAAACCUUUCGAGGAAAAGUCAAACGUCCGACCGACCGUCAAAAAUGAGCGCGAUAAUAAAUUGCCCGAUAGGAAAAAACCACCGACGCCGCAUUUAACCGCCCAACAAAUCGCCAACAUACCUUCGUUGAUGGAUACGCCCAUUAAUCCUCCCGUUAUCGUGCCACAGACUACCAAUAAAAAUAUGUUCGAUCGUAAGUUACCGCCGCGCUUCGCAAAACAGCGCGAGAAUCGAAUGCAGAAGGUGCACAUGCAGCAAGGCGUGUGCGACGUUAACGAAAUGAAUAAGGUUAAUCACAACAUUAAUGUGUACGGAAUAAAGGACGGCCAGUGUAUGUCAUCCGGACGUAUGUCAAACGCUUGGGAGAAACCUUUAAGUACACACCUACGUACUGAUCAGGAGGGAAUGCUGACGGUCGGCAUGGACUCUUCUAAGGCUAUUGAACCUUUGACGGCUUCAAGUCAAAGUACCAGUCCAAAUAUUGACAAGGUGAUGAAAUCAACACAUGUAAGUGAAAAAACCGUUUUGGACGGAACGACACCUCCUGUUAACACAAUCAUAUUUGAGAAUACAAACUUCAAAUCGGCACCGGGUGCUCGAUCAGGGCGUACUGAUAAAUCUUGUCCCAAAUUAGACGAUGCAGGAAUCGAACAGGCGGUGAUUUCCACUUUUAAUAAACCCAUGCGAGAUUUAUUAAACAAAAAUGAGAAACCAUCGGAUUCCAUGCAAAUGCAACUAAGUUUCGGGAAAGAAGAUAGCGCCGAUAUGAAAUUAGAUUUUUUUGAGUCGGAAUUGUCGCAUUUGACCGAAGACAAGAAUGGUAAAAACAUGGGACUACCAAGGUCGAUGCACAUGACUAGUGCUAACAAUACGAUAUCUGCCUCGACUGCAGAUGCCUUGAAUUUUAAGAUUGCGUCGGUCAAAAAAGUAUGGGAGACUACGCCGACAGUUAUUGAACAUUCAGUUGGGCAAGAUGAUUCAAAUUCGUCGUUCUCAACUUCGUUCGGACCGGAUCCGAAUUCCUUAGAUCCUUCGGGCUUUGGCAAGAGCGGAGAUGGUACAGAUGAUGGCCAUGAAGUGUACAACUCAUCGUCAAACCAACCCACUACUAAUAAUACUACAAACGUGUGCAAGGUGAAGCCUACUCAGCAGGUAACAGGAACUAGUGGCCAACAACCGGUCCAUUCUGCAAGUUCUCAUCAGCAACACUCUGCUAUUGGUCCAAGCAUUGUGGGACACACUUUGUCUCCUCCACCUAUGCAGGCUGUGCUGGGUGCAGGUGUAGGAUUAGGUCAACCCCCUCAACCCUAUACCUCAAAUCAACACCUCGGCUAUCAGCCCAACCUCGGAGGCAGUACCCAGUAUGGAAUGUCUGCAAUUCCGUCACCGCCAACCGUCCUAUUCAAUUCUACCCAACAAAUUCAAGCCGCUCCCACAGGACUGUAUGGCACUUUCCAAAUUGAUCAGUCUCAAGUAUUAGGUGGUCAGGGGCGAUCGCAAUAUUCGCCGUACCCAAAUCCCUACAACCUCAGCCAGACGGCAUCGAGUCCUUACUCAGCCCAAUCGAUGUAUUUACAAGGCGCCCAACCUCACCCCUCGGCCGCCCAGGCUCCCCCAGAUAUUUAUCAAAAUUUAAAUAACUACAGAUUACCCGCCUCGGGACAUUUCGGUCAGAGUCAACAGAUGAAUAAUCCGACAACUGUUCUCAUAUCGUCCACUUCAAACACGCUAAUGUCGGCCACCGUUAAACCUAGUACACAACAAAUUAGCGCAAUUGGUACAAAAGCAAGCGGAGGUGGUCAAGCAUAUCAGCAAUCGCAGCAAGGCCAGCAACUGUACAUGACGUACGAUGCGCCAAUUCAAGCCAAUUAUCUGCAAAGUGCGGGUGUUAUUCAAAGGGGACCUACCGCUCCUAUUCAAAAUAACGUAGUGCCCACGAUUCAACCCUCGUCUUCAUUUUAUACCGGAUCAACAGGUGGCCAAACUGGUUACUACCAACAACCUGGAAGUUCCACGCUUCAAUCGGCCCCCUUACAACAGCAUCAAGCCGGGUAUGGUUUGCAAGGAAACGUCUUCGGUAAUCCAAACCAAUCGCAUACCAGCGCCAGUUUACAGAACUACAGUUCUCAUUUUCUUUCGUCACCAAUACAGUUAGCCGCGGCGGCCGCCCUAAACGCUCAGCAGUAUCGAUCUACGGGCCUUCAGAAUUCGGCGUACGUGAAAAGCGUCAAUAAUCACAUGGAGCAGAAUUCUCGACCACAACAAAUUAAAAGUCCCGGAAGCCAACAGGAUGUUCUUUCCUCUGUAUUUAAUUCUGGUGCACAAAUCCCUUCUCCCAAAUCGCGCCAGAAUAUCAAGCAACCCGCACCACAGGCCAGUCCCACAACCCAGCAUAAAUAUUUAUAUCAAGCUGUUGGAAAUCCACCUCCUUCACAGACUCAGAGAUACCCGUCACCAAUUCAGAGACCGGUAAAUUUCCACACUGCCGUGGGUGGAAUGCCCAAUAAUGGUGGUUCGUCCAACAACCCCAAGCAUCGCACUGCAAACCAAAAUAAUAAAUUAGCCGCACGACAUUAUUAUGGAGGUCAAGGUGGUAACCUUGCAACGUCUCAAUCUGACAAAGGAGACGACUCAAAAUUGGGAGAUAACGCAACUUCGUCGACAAAUUCGGUUAACAACACUUCGAGUCUCGCAAGUAAAGCUGUGAACAGCAAUACCGCUACGACAGUUCCAACAGAUCUGUCGAAAGAAGUACCGAAAGAUGACGCAAACGUUAUUAAGGAUUAAAAAUUUGUGUAUAAGUACUAAAAAUUAGUCUUUAUAUUGUAUUUUUUAAUUUAUUUCAAAGGUGCACUGAGCUUUUGGUUGUGUGGUAAAAACUCGGAUUUGUUAGAAACUUUUAAAUGUGUAUUGUUCGCAUAGCGAUCUUUAAAAAUGUAUUCUUGUGUGACUGAUCUUGCUCAUGUCAUGUAUUUAUCCAAAUUUUCCAUUUCUGUUGCAAGCUACUAUAAAUGCUGUUGUAUUUGGGAUUGACGAUGAUAAUCCCAGUCGCAAUCUAGAAAUGGUUAGAUAUGUAUAGAUUAGUGCGUGUCUAAUGAGUGCUAGUAAGGUGGAUCUCCAGUGUGUGUUUAAGGAACUUAUUAGCACAACUUUUGGUGGAUGUUUAUUAAUUUAUAAGCCCUUUCGAGUGGGCCAUAUUAUGUACUACUGAUAAUAGAGUUCUCGCAACUAAUUCAUGUACUUGUAAUAUUGUGUGGACUCGUUUCUUGUUAGCUACUGUAGUAGUUAGUAAACUAUAGGCAGCCUGGAUUGUAUCACUUAUUGUUAUCAAAAGUGAAUUGAGUCAACAAACUUUAUUCUAGUGUUCAAACUACAGACUUCUGCUUUAGUUAAAUCUUAGUGUAAUCUUUUAGAUUCAACUGUUGACUCUUGCAUUAAAAAUAAAUGGUGAAAGUGCGCGAAAUUAAAACAUGACUUUCAAGUUCGUUCUUCUUUUAUAAAUUAGUUUGUUGUUUACUGA
Molecule: messenger RNA, 7207 nt
Organism: Photinus pyralis (common eastern firefly)
Lineage: Eukaryota; Metazoa; Arthropoda; Insecta; Coleoptera; Lampyridae
Gene: nocte
Product: protein PRRC2C
Exons: 15
Coding region: 220-6474 (2084 amino acids)
Biological process (GO): cell differentiation
Source: RefSeq, a predicted model, not a curated record